Molecule: messenger RNA, 1670 nt
Organism: Mollisia scopiformis
Lineage: Eukaryota; Fungi; Ascomycota; Leotiomycetes; Helotiales; Mollisiaceae
Product: PLC-like phosphodiesterase
Exons: 1
Coding region: 179-1582 (467 amino acids)
Biological process (GO): lipid metabolic process
Molecular function (GO): phosphoric diester hydrolase activity
Source: RefSeq, a predicted model, not a curated record
GCCUCAUUUGACGAUCACUCGCAUCUGAUGGCUAUCGCGAGACCUGGCUGCAUGAUUUGUUCAGCUCCAGAAAUUGCUUUUUCGCCCAUCGCAAACCUAUACAUAUCAAUCGUCCUGGCUUUGAUUUUAGUUUUAUUGUCGUAACCAACCUGAUUACGGAACAACAGAAACCCGCAAAAUGCCUAGCAAAGGCGUCCAGUGUUAUUCGUACAUCGCUAUACCAGGAUGCGAGAUCCAGUUCUCGGUUCCCGGCAAAGAUAUCAUCAAGAACCAAUCCAAGACAUUUGGGAACGACCAUCUCGAGGUUGACAAGAAGAACAUCAAAGGGGCCUUCGAUUUCGUCGGCACAUUCUCCUUCAAAGUUCUUCAUGAUGGAAACCAGAUUGCAUCCGAGAGCGUCAAUAUCAAUGUGCUCAGCGGAAACCUGGAAGCAGGAACUCUGAAGACAAUGGAAAAUCAGCAAUCCGUCUCUUCGAAUGGCAUCAUCGUCGCCUAUGGCUUUUAUGAUGCUGGACAAGGGGUUGCUGGGCUGCCUUCGAGCGACCAGUGCUAUGUUACUGUGACACCAGACUACUCGGGCUGGAUGGGUCAAGUGGCACCACAAGGCUCUGGUGAAGCUGGUCAACCAUUCUCGAAGCUCUUUCUCCCCGCAGCCCAUGACAUCGGCAUGAACAGCAUGCAGAAUGCGGAUGCAGUGCUCUCCAGCAACACCAUCGUCGACGCCCUCAUCAAGAUUGAUCCCACCUUUGCCAAGAUCGCUGGAAUGAUGAGCCAUGAUGCUGUGAUGGCUAUCGCUCCGAAUAUUGUUCGAGGGCUCGCAAUCACUCAGAAGGACACUCUGAGCACCAUCCUGAGCCUCGGUUGCAGGUAUUUCGAGUUCCGGCCAGCAUACCUGCACAGCGCCAUUCGUCCGUUCCACCCAAUUCCCGAUGUGUUGUAUUUCUCUCACUCUGCCAUUCCUGGCAUGGCUUAUCAGCAAUUUCUCAAUGAUGUUGUGGCCUUCCUUGUUGGACACCCAGAUGAAAUCGUGGUCGUGCAGCUGAGGUGGGAUGGCAUUCCCAACGAAUGUGCCCACCCUACCGACCAAGAUCUUGCGAACUACAUGAGCACUGCCCUGGCUUCUUCCCACGGCGGACUCCUCCAAGGCUCGAUCGACGAUAUGUUGCAAUUGACCAUCUCUCAGCUCCGCCAGCAAAAGAAACGUCUCAUCUUAUUCGGUCCUGUCGAUUCGUUCAGCACGUACACUGAUCCAGGCAAUGCUACCCUGAACGGAGACAGCAUUAUUGCUGAAUUCAACCAGCUGACCCCUCAGCUGCAAGCUGGGAAGCCAUUCACCAACUUGCAGUGCCAAGCAACAGCAAGUAACGUUCGGGACGCGGUUGUGUAUUCCGUUCUGGCGGCGAAUGCGGAUAGCAGCUGUUUGCUCGCAACGAAGCCGAUUUGUGAUUCGAAGACUCUGCCGUGGAUUGUUGCAAAUGCAGGGCGAUUGAACGGAAGCGAGUUGGUCGUCGCUAUGAAUGAUUUCUUCGAUGGAGCGACUGCGGAUGUAUGUAUUGACUGGUCGAAGAAGAGGUUGUUGUAGUGAUGAAGGGAUGGGAGUUGUUUAUUUGAAGAGAUGGACGAAAUCAGGAUAAGCUUAAAUCGCGUCAGCACGUGACAACCCUCCUAAU